Molecule: messenger RNA, 1074 nt
Organism: Carica papaya (papaya)
Lineage: Eukaryota; Viridiplantae; Streptophyta; Magnoliopsida; Brassicales; Caricaceae
Source: RefSeq, a predicted model, not a curated record
ACGCUUAUAUAGGCAGAAGGACAGAGUGAUAUCAAGAAAGUAAUAAAACACCUUUUAAUAAGAUGAGAUUGCCAUCUUUAAUGUCAAAAAUACAGCCAAACAAGUCCCAAAAACUGCAAUGGGUGCUAGUGCGACUGAUUCGACAAGAAUAGUGAAGUUCACAAAGCUAUCAGCAACCACAGUAAUGUUAGAGAAUUGACGUGAGUUAGCAUGGAGUGGUAUACCACCAUAUAUUUGCCCUGAUGUCUGGCAGCUUCUCUUAGGAUAUGCACCACCUAAUUCAGAUGAUGAAAUAAACAUGCUUCGUCAGAUUAUCGUUGAUUGUCCAAGAAGUGUGCCAGAUAUCUGUUUCUUUCAGCAAGUGCAAGUUCAGAAAUCUUUGGAGUGUAUUCUCUAUACAAGGGCCAUUCGACAUCCUUGUUACACCUUUUUCAUUGUUUUCUUGUCAGAAAUAAGAAGCAGUGUGGAUAGCUGGUCAAUGGCUGAUCUCUCUCCAGAGAUCUCUGAUGUAGAAGCUGAUUGCUAUUGGUGCUUCUCAAAACUCCUUGAUGGCAUGCAAGAUCAUUACACCUUUUCUCAACCAGACCAAAGACUUGUGUUUAGGCUGAAAGAAUUGGUUAGAUGCAUUGAUGGUAAAUGGCCUGUUUCAAAACAUAUGGAUGAGCAAGGGCUUGAAUUUCUUCAGUUUGCUUUUCGCUGGUUUAAUUGUCUUUUGAUUUGUGAGAUUCCUUUCCAUUGCGUUACACGUCUAUGGGACACUUAUCUUGCCGAAGGAGAUGCAUUGCCAGAUUUCCUCGUGUACAUCUUUGUUAGUUUUCUUCUAACGUUCCUCUUUUCAUGUUUUUCUUUUCAAUGGUCAGAUAAAAUUCAGAAGCUUGAUUUCCAAGAAAUUGUGAUAUUCUUGCAACACCUUCUGACUCAAAACUGGACUCACAAGGAACGCGAAGUGGUGCUUUCAAGAGCUUAUAUGUGGUACAAUAUGUUUAACAACUCUCCCAGCCACUUAGCCAGCUGAGGGGCAAAGUGACCUAUUCUUAAUCAAAUGCCCGAAAUAGUGUACUUUUUUCUCGAGUU